AUGAUCGAAAGUGAUGCGACAUCGCCAGACAGCAAAGCCCAAGCUCCCUCAUCACCCUCAGAGGACAUAAUCGCUUACACCGAUCAGAGCUCCUCGGAAACUCCUGAUCAGCUUGUCCGGCAAUCAAAGACGCAGAUCAGCGUGUGGACUGUGCUCAGAGAGGAUGUUGAUGCGGCCGGGCGGGGAAUCUGGCUGCCUGUGAUGAUGUACUGCUUCGAGACGGGCUUCGUGAGCGCAGUCACCUUUACCGCCUGCUCCAUUUGGGCCGGCUUCGAGUCGGGCAACACCAUACAAAUGGGCUUGGCCAUCGCUCGUCUCUUCUCACCCGGUCCGCAAGAGAACGGCACUUUCCUCAUGACCGACAGACAAGCUCUCACAUCGCUCAUCAGCUUUCUCAUCGGUGCUGCGCUCGCUCGCGUGACGGACCGCUAUCCCUCAAUUCUGGGUCCCAAGCAGCGCUCCUGGCUCAUCCUGGCCACGCUCGUGCAAGCUCUGUUCUUGCUUAUCGCAUCAAUAUGCCUCAUCGUCGCACACGAAUCCAGCUUCACGCUCGAUCGAGGCGACCCGUCUUGGACGACCUUCCGCGGCUUCUGCGGACUCGCAUUCGCUUCUGCCAAUCUUGGUCUGCAGGCUGCCGUCGGCAAGAAGCUCGGUCAAGUGGCAAACACGACAGUCGUCCUCACUACAAUAUGGGUGGAAUUCGUCAACGAUCCCAAGCUUCUGCUGACGCCAUGGCGCAAGAACGCUGCAGCAGCGACAGAGGGAAGAGACGGGCGAUUCCUGUCAAUCGCGAGCUUGUUCGUCGGCGCGCUGGUCUCGCGUGCAAUAUUAGCGCAACUAGGUAGCGCUGCGACUCUGGGUAUAGCAGCAGGCAUCAAGCUGUUGGGCUCGGCGUUGUGGCUCACGGUACCGAAGAAGCAAGUGAAGCAUUAG
Messenger RNA from Mixia osmundae IAM 14324, 933 nucleotides. RefSeq lists its product as uncharacterized. The transcript has 3 exons. NCBI's taxonomy places the organism in Eukaryota, Fungi, Basidiomycota, Mixiomycetes, Mixiales, Mixiaceae. The coding region runs from base 1 to 933 and encodes 310 amino acids. The record is from RefSeq and is a predicted model, not a curated record.